AUGACAGUAGUUAGCGCCGUAUAAAAAGAGGCGGCGCGCGCGCAGCCUCCAAGACAUUGUUUACUCGCGUCGUAUCGUUAAGGUGUUAGGUAAAAAUAAAUCAUGAAGUUCCUGAUCGUUGUUUGUGUAUUGGUGUGCGGUGCGAGUGCUAAUGUUGCGCCGUUCUUGACAGCCUGCAAGCCGUCAGACACAGCCUGCCUGUUAGCCUCAGCAAAGAAGGCGAUCCCCUUCGUUGUGGCCGGGGUCCCAGAGCUAGGUCUACAGACCCUGGACCCCAUGACCAUCGACAAAGUGGGGUCGCGCGAGGCAGGUCUCCAACUUGACAUGAGAGACACCACUGUUAAAGGGCUGAAGAACUGUGAAGUUCCCAAUUUCAAACGCAAUGGAAGAAGAAUGAACUUGGAUGUGAAAUGUCCCAACCUCCAGCUGACUGGAGACUACACCCUCGGGGGCAAGCUGCUCAUCCUGCCCAUCGAGGGCAAGGGCAAAUACAAGAUCAGGAUCCGUGACAUCCUGGUGAAGCUCCAGAUCGACACGGCCGAUGUGGAGAAGAACGGAGAUAAGUUCUGGAAGGUCGCUAACUGGAAGUUUACGACCGACAUUCAGACCAACGUGCAUUACGCCUUCCAGAACUUGUUCAACGGGAACCAGCAGGCUGCUGACACCAUCCACCAGUUUGCGAACACCAACUGGAAAGAGAUCUACAACGAAGUCGGCACGCCGGUCACCGCCGCCAUUGUCAGCAGGAUCGUCAAAGCCAUAGAGAAAAUGUUCGAGAAAGUGCCCGUCAAGGAAAUCAACCUUGAAUAGUUUAGUUACCAAUUUUUAUGAUAGAUGGCGCUGUAAUGUCGGCUACAUCGCGCUGUUAAGAUUUUUACACAAUUCAAUAGAAAGCCAAACGUACGAUUAAAGUUAGUGAUUUCUUGACAACUUACUUCUUAGUUUUUGAAUAAGUUUUAAAUGAAGAGUCUUAGAUAUAAUAAGUGCAGUUUAGUAACUAAGAAGCCGUUAAGGAGAUCAAUUGACUAGUUCAUCUUAGUGAUGUUAUUUGACUUGGGCAUGUGACAGAAGACGACGUGAUAUUGCCAUACUACUGACUUAGUUUCUAUUCUCAUAAUUAAUUGACUUUACAUAGAAAUAUCUAUUUCUCACGCGGGGUUCCUGCCACAAAGGUUUUCCUUGUAAAUAAUUAUUGUUUGUGGUUACUGUUAAGGAUUUAUAAUGCAAGGAACGGAAAAAUACUUGGAUAAUCAUCUGUGUGUUAUAAUAAUUUGUAAGUAUUUGUAAAAUAAUAUGGGAACAGUUUGCCAUAAAAUGUAAUGAAUACAAGAUUUUAAAUGAGGUAA
Molecule: messenger RNA, 1346 nt
Organism: Cydia pomonella (codling moth)
Lineage: Eukaryota; Metazoa; Arthropoda; Insecta; Lepidoptera; Tortricidae
Product: protein takeout-like
Exons: 5
Coding region: 103-810 (235 amino acids)
Source: RefSeq, a predicted model, not a curated record